Crotalus tigris (Tiger rattlesnake) is the source of this 3299-nucleotide messenger RNA. RefSeq names its product olfactory receptor 4S2-like. Lineage: Eukaryota; Metazoa; Chordata; Lepidosauria; Squamata; Viperidae. Gene Ontology annotation, molecular function: olfactory receptor activity; G protein-coupled receptor activity. Gene Ontology annotation, cellular component: membrane. The record is from RefSeq and is a predicted model, not a curated record. Gene Ontology annotation, biological process: G protein-coupled receptor signaling pathway. The coding region runs from base 489 to 1439 and encodes 316 amino acids. The transcript has 2 exons.
UAAUAAGGCAAGAGAAAUAACCUGUAAAAGCAACUCUUUACGGUGGAGAGAGAGAAAGAGGAUAUAGCUUUGGUUUCAGUUGGGGUUUUCUUAUACAGUGGGCAGCUGAAGAAAGGAUACUGUGGCUGACAGAAUUGGGAAUGAUGUAGAUAGGCAGAAUUGCAAAGUGUUCAAAACCCUAUUUAUUGAAGAGCUUCAUGGAAACUCUUCUGGUUGCUCAAGAGAGAGAGAAUAAGGGUGAGGGUAUCUUUGGUAGAGCUGGAAGAUCCUGUAGACUAGAGUUAGCUCAACCAAUCAGGAUGAACAUUCCUUGCAUGUGAAGGAUUCAGAAGUUGAGAACAUCCAAUUCAAGAUUUUUUUCAAUCUGUGUUUGGUGUGUAUAUAUUUUUUGUAAAAAAAACCCCAAAACACAAAAACCCUAAACCUUUAAUCGACAGUGUUCCUAAUUUUAAAUCAUAUGCUGUAAUGCGUUAUCCAGCUUUGAGAAUAUGGAAAAGCAAAAUAAUGUAUCUGAAUUCAUCUUGCUGGGGCUUACUCAGGAUCAAGAGUUACAGAAAGUCUGCUUUGGAAUCUUUUUGAUCUUCUACAUGGCAAUUCUGCUGGGGAAUCUAUUGAUCAUAGUCACAAUCAAGAGCAGUCACCACCUGAUUUCUCCAAUGUAUUUCUUUCUCAGUUACCUUUCCUUCAUAGAUAUCUGUUACUCCUCUGUCACUGCUCCAAAACUGAUAGCAGACUUCCUGGUGAAGAAGAAAACCAUCUCUUUUGUUGGUUGCAUAGCACAGCUUUUUGGGGCUCACUUUUUCGGUUGUACUGAAAUUUUUCUCCUCACACUGAUGGCAUAUGACCGAUACAUCGCAAUCUCCAAGCCUCUCCAUUAUACCACUAUUAUGAACAAGAGGGUGUGCAGUUGGAUGGUGUUUAUGUCAUGGCUGGGUGGGUUUGUUCACUCAAUGGUACAGACGCUCCUUACUACACAUCUACCCUUCUGUGGGCCUAAUGAAAUCGACCACUAUUUUUGUGAUGUUCACCCUUUAUUGAAAUUAGCCUGUGCUGAUACCUACAUUAUUGGACUUAUUGUCAUUGCCAACACUGGCAUGAUUUCCCUCAGUUGUUUUCUUGUGCUGAUUGUUUCUUACAUUGUUAUCCUACUCACAAUCAGAACUCGUUCUUCAGAAGGCCGUCUCAAGGCUCUUUCCACCUGUGGCUCUCACAUCACAGUUGUGAUUCUGUUUUUGGGCCCCUGCAUCUUUCUUUACAUGAGGCCAUCAACCACAUUCUCAGAGGACAAAAGUGUGGCUGUUUUCUAUACUAUUAUAACUCCCAUGCUCAAUCCAUUAAUUUACACCUUGAGAAAUGAGGAGGUAAAGAAUGCCAUGAGAAUAUUGUGGAGCAAAAAUGUAAUUUUGGCUAGGAAAUUAAAAAUGGAUUUAAAAAUAUAACCUUGGUUUAAUCACAUGUCAUAUCAAUGGUGGAGAAAAGUGAAUUAGUAUCAGACCUGGGCCUGUUGGAAAAGUGACUUUUCUAUCUCUAGCAAGGUUUCAAUAAAAUGCAUCUUUUCCUCUUGAAAUAAUGAGUAUAGAAAUGAAACGUCUAAUUAGGAUGCUUUAAUUUUUAAUACAAUGUAUAGAGGCUAUUUUCUCUUAAGAUUCAUUGCUAGGGAAAGAAUAUUUAAUCUCUUAUCCUGAUAAGCAGUGAAAACUAACUAUUAUAUUGCGGAGAUUUAAUGUUUAGUUAAAAAUAAAUGUUGUCACAGCCUCAUCUUGCUAUAAUCUGUGGUCAGCACAGAGAGAAAAUGUUUCACUUUCUUUUAUAAAGCUCAUAUAAUGUUGUUAUCUCUGUUUCUGGAAAGCUAAUUUAUUCUUCCCUGCUGUAAUAGUUAUGUUCUGAUAGUCCAAGGAGCACUAGUUUUGUGUGUUAACUACCUGAGAGGUAUCAAGAAGCUGUAUAAGUCUUAACUCUGUUUAGUUACAUUUGAAUGCAAUUGCUAUUUAGAAUCACUUGCAAUCUGAUAAAAUCCAUGCAGAAAAUUAAUUUUAAAAACAGACAGCUUGCCUGCCUUGCUGGAGAUAGUUGAAGGUUAUAUCUGAAUCCUGUUGCCAGUAUCUCUGUAGACUGUGUUCCAAAGGAACACUAAGAAUGUCUACAUUUUGCUUUCUAGUUUCCGGACACUUUCACUUUGCAAUAAUAAAUUAACGGAAAAUAGGUCCCUGUGUUUGGGUAGGUUGGAACUUUCCAAAAACUUUUUUUUUAAUAAAAAAAGAUGUCUUUGUUGUAUGAGAGAAUAUAUAUGUUCAUAAAGGUAUAAUAUUGUAAAACAUCCCUAUUUCCUAGGUUCUUUUUUUGUAUUAUUGGCUUAUUAUUUCAAAAAAGAGCAUUUAUUUAGAAACUCUUAUAAAUUUGUUUUACUCAGUUACUGCUUUUCUAGAAGACUAUGGGAGACAGAAAUGGUUCUAAAGAGUCACAAGUGUGAAACGGGCAGCUAUAUAAAUUUAAAUACAUAAAUAGGCAUUGUUUUGAAUGGAUUCUUCUGUACAUUCAGUUUCUCAUCUAAAUCUCCCCCCCCACAAAGCUGGCCUAAAUUGUUGGCCAAAGAAGAUUGCAAAUAAUUGUUCAGAUUUCUCAGCAAUGAUUUUGAGGGAAUGUCAAAAGGAGAUCCCUUAUGUCCCUCUCAUUGGCAAUGAAAUUACAAUGAUGAUUGAUUGCAGAGUCAGCCAGAUGUUUGGACUGGAUUUAGCAUUUUUGUCCAUUUACUGAAUCCUUCCCAGGGAUGUGAGGUGGGCAGAUAUUUGUCAUAAAAUGUAAGCUGUUCCAGGCAAAGCUGCCUUUUGCAAUUGACUGAUGCUGAUUUUGUCAAUGCUGAUAAUGUUCAAGUGGUGUUUCAGAUUUUUUGAAAUUGCACCCAAGGCACUAUUACUAUUGGUACUGUCUUUUCUUUGUUUUUCACAGUUGUUCUACCUGCAGAUACCACAAAACAACAUUGAUUCUAGCCUCUGUUCUCUUAUUAUUUUGUCCUGUCCUGAAACUAUACAUUAGAUACCUCAGUCCGCCAUAUUAUUUUGUUCAAUACAUGCUCCGCUUUACUGAACUGGAUUCAUUCAUACCACACUUUCUCUCCUCUCCUUAUACACUUUGCAAAUGAAAAUUGAAAUGUAUUUUGUGAAGCUUUUGUGAAUGUGCUGCCAAAUGUGUUUUGUGAAGCUUUUGUGAAUGUGCUGCUGUUAUUUUAUUAAUGUGUGAUUCCAGCAUGGAUAAAAUAUUCAUAAAUAAAGGAGGAUUUCCCGCUGCAACUUUUAAAGGGA